This is a messenger RNA of Rhagoletis pomonella (apple maggot), 1074 nucleotides long. Its product is annotated as putative nuclease HARBI1. NCBI's taxonomy places the organism in Eukaryota, Metazoa, Arthropoda, Insecta, Diptera, Tephritidae. The transcript has 3 exons. The record is from RefSeq and is a predicted model, not a curated record. Bases 1 to 1074 code for a protein of 357 amino acids.
AUGGAAAACAGUGACAGUGAUGAAGAUUAUGACUUGUUGCUAAGGAUUGUGAUACAACGUCGAAAGAAGAUAGUACAAUGUCGUCCGAAUUUCUUUACUCUUUACGAUGAAAAAGACUUUCGAGAACGUUUUCGUUUAUGCAAGCAAGCCGCAAGAGAUGUUUUGGAACUUAUUAGACCCAAUAUACAACAUGCGACAACCUGGAACAAUUCGUUGUCCCCAGAACACAUGCUGGCCAUUGCAUUGAGAUUUUAUGCAACAGGAAGUACACAACAACUGAUGGCAGAUGCGGCCGGUGUAUCUAUAAGCACUGUAUCGAGAGUUAUUACUCUCGUUUCACAUGAAAUUGCACGAUUGCGUAAACAAUUUAUUCAGUUCCCAGUAGCUAUAAAAGAAAUACGCAAAACACAAAAAGAUUUUUUUAUGGUUUCGAAAUUCCCUCGUGUGAUCAGUGCGUUGGAUUGCACACACGUGAAGAUUCAAUCUCCAGGAGGAGAUCAUGCAGAGUUAUUUCGUAACAGAAAGAACUUCUUUUCGUUUAAUGUACAAACAAUGUGCGAUAGCAAGUUAAAGAUUUUGGAUGUCGUAGCUAGAUGGCCGGGAUCCACUCAUGAUUCUACGAUUCUUCGGAAUUCCAAAAUUGGCGUUCGUUUGCAAUCAGGGGAAUUUGAAAAUGCAAUAGUGCUGGCGGACAAAGGCUACGAAAAUAAUGAUCGUGUUUUAACACCGCUUCAUUCAGUCACUAACGAAGCUGAAAGUUUAUACAAUGAAUCCCAUAUAAGAACAAGAAACGUUGUCGAACGUUCCUAUGGAGUUUGGAAGCGCAGAUUUCCAGUUCUAUCCCUAGGAAUUCGGGUUGCAUGUAAAAAGGUUCAACCGAUUAUUGUCGCCACAGCGAUUUUGCACAACAUCUGCUUACUACAUCACGAUUCUGAAGCACCUUCGUUGCCUCCAGAAGUUGAUCAACAAAUCAUUGCGGCAUUAAACAUUCCAAACAACAGAGGCUCCAACGGCCGCAUCGAAAAAAAUGCAGUUAGAAAUGAUAUUAUUAACGGGUAUUUUUCAACUCUGUAA